UGUACUGGUAUCGCAAUGGAAUUUACUUUCACUUCUUGUAAUGGACAGGCAUUGUUUGCCAUUGACCCAAUUAAGGCAAGAGAAGAUCCUGUUGUUGUAAAAAAUGUGCCGUAUUACAAAGCAAGAAAGAAGAUUGAAGCUGAGGUUAUGAAACUUGAAGUCCCACAACGACCACAUAAUUGGGGAGUUCCAACUAUCUCAUUAGAAGAGACAGAUCAGAAAAAAGAUGAAUUUGAGGAUCCAAGACAGAAGCAGGUAGCAAAAGCUUUAUUAGAUAGUGCAUGGGAGACGAAGUGGCGCAAGCAAAAGUAUGAUGAACUAGUAGCAGAGAGGGUUCAGAAGGGAAUUGCCAGGUUUCAACAGGAGGCAGAAGCGCAAGAAAGAAAGCGGAGGAAAAGAGAUCAAAAAUGGUGGAAAUGGUUUUAAGCUCCACAAUAUUUUCAGAAAGAGUAUACAAUUUUUUUUAUGUUUUAUGACAUUAUUCUCUUGUAGUUCGGUUGUGAACAAGCUUUCUUGUUGCUAAUCUAUAUCUAACUGGAUUUAUGGCUAGGAUAGGGGUUGCAAUAUAAGAAACACAAAUGAGUCUAGAAACAGAAACAUAUAGAAUGUGUUUCUAAGAGAAAUAUUUAUUGCAAAGUGGUCUGGACAUUGUUCUUGCUUCAUUUUUGGAAUAGUAGUGAACCGCACUAUUCUCACUUAAUCUUUUUGAUGCAAAGUUGAAUCAUAUUCUAAAUCA
Molecule: messenger RNA, 736 nt
Organism: Cryptomeria japonica (Japanese cedar)
Lineage: Eukaryota; Viridiplantae; Streptophyta; Pinopsida; Cupressales; Cupressaceae
Exons: 4
Coding region: 16-426 (136 amino acids)
Cellular component (GO): chloroplast
Source: RefSeq, a predicted model, not a curated record